This is a messenger RNA of Alternaria hordeiaustralica, 552 nucleotides long. RefSeq lists its product as uncharacterized. The record is from RefSeq and is a predicted model, not a curated record. Bases 1 to 552 code for a protein of 183 amino acids. The transcript is spliced from 2 exons. Gene Ontology annotation, molecular function: holo-[acyl-carrier-protein] synthase activity; magnesium ion binding. NCBI's taxonomy places the organism in Eukaryota, Fungi, Ascomycota, Dothideomycetes, Pleosporales, Pleosporaceae.
AUGCCACCGCGAGCCUUUCCCUUCCCCUUCCGAGUGGGCACCGAUAUCUGCAAUGUCCCAAGAGUGCUAUCCAUCAUCACGCCCCGUACCGGCAGCGAAGGCGAGCCUCUGCGACCUCUGCGUCACUACCUGAAGCGAGUGUUUACCGAGCACGAGCGUCAGUAUUUCUGGAAUCGCUUUGGGCCCGAAGAAUCCGUAUUGGACAAGGCAGAUGUAAUCUCCAAAUUUCUCGCUGGCAGGUUCGCAGCGAAAGAAGCCUGCCGCAAAGCAAUUCAACACCUCGACAUUGUUCAAAGAGGGUUCAAGCAUAUCAUGAUUCUCCCUGUUACCGCGGUCGAUCGCAGUAAGCACCAAUCGCUUCGGCCCCAGGGCUUGAUCUUAGAUAUGGUCUACGAGGAUUUCGAGCCAACCUGGGUGAAGCCUGACGGCAAAAUUGGACUGAUCGAUAUGAGCGAGAUCGAUGGGCAGCUGUGCGAGAUUAGUAUCAGCCAUGAUGGAGACUAUGCGACUGCUGUGGCUAUAGUGCCGAUGGCGGAGAAGUGGGAACAUUGA